Messenger RNA from Capsaspora owczarzaki ATCC 30864, 2812 nucleotides. RefSeq lists its product as hypothetical. NCBI's taxonomy places the organism in Eukaryota, Filasterea, Ministeriida, Capsasporidae. The transcript is spliced from 5 exons. Gene Ontology annotation, cellular component: cytoplasm. Bases 106 to 2532 code for a protein of 808 amino acids. Gene Ontology annotation, biological process: intracellular signal transduction; microtubule cytoskeleton organization; protein phosphorylation. The record is from RefSeq and is a predicted model, not a curated record. Gene Ontology annotation, molecular function: ATP binding; tau-protein kinase activity; protein serine/threonine kinase activity.
UUUGAUUUUCUUGCUUUGUGUUUCUCUAUUCUUUUCGAGAAGAGGAAAUAAAAAAGAGAAGAAAAACAAGAAGAAAAACAGAAAAAAAAAAAAAAAAGCGAGGCCAUGGCGACAGUGGACCCUGCGUUUGCGUCUGCAGGGCUGUCUGGCUCGCAGCAGCAGCUCUAUCUACAGCAGCAGCAGCAAUUGCUGCAACAACAACAACAGAAUCGCGUCGGACCGUACGUCCUCGGUCGCACACUUGGAGUGGGCUCAACAGGGCGUGUUAAACUCGGCACGCACAUUGCAUCGGGCAAGACUGUGGCUGUCAAAAUUAUCAACAAGGCGUCCUUGGCAUCCACGCCGGACUUGUUGCGCAAGAUUGAGCGCGAAAUUGCCAUCAUGAAGCUGAUCGACCACCCGAACGUCAUGUCGUUGUACGACGUCUACGAAAACUCGCACCACCUCUUCCUCAUCCUCGAGCAUGUUGAGGGCGGCGAGCUGUUUGACUAUCUUGUCAAGCGAGGCCGGCUACCCAUCGAGGAAGGCAUCAAAUUCUUCCGCCAAAUCAUCUCGGCCAUGGAUUUCUGCCACAAGCACUGCGUGUGCCAUCGCGACCUGAAGCCCGAAAACUUGCUGCUGGACGCGGACCGCAACAUUAAGAUUGCCGAUUUUGGCAUGGCCUCACUGCAAGUGGGCGAAAAAAUGCUCGAGACUAGUUGCGGCUCACCGCAUUAUGCCUCCCCCGAGGUUAUUCGCGGUGUCAAGUACGACGGCCGUGGCGCCGAUAUCUGGAGCUGCGGCAUCAUUCUUUUUGCACUGCUCACUGGUAACUUGCCCUUCGACGACGAGAACAUUCACCGUCUCUUGAACAAAGUCAAGACUGGCGAGUUUAUCAUGCCUGCCCACUUGCGGCCCGAAUGCAAGGAUCUUCUCAGCCGCAUGUUGACUGUCGACCCCGAAAAGCGUAUUAAAAUGGAAGAGAUUAUGAUCCACCCCCUCUACCUGACGGCUGCAGUGCCAAUGCCCGAGGUGGUCCACUCGCCGCUCCCGCCCACCGCUCUGCCUUCCAUCGACUCUCUCGACGAGGACGUCAUGUACUCUCUGCGAUCACUCGGCUGCUUUGAGGACGAGGCAACCUUGACGAUGGAGCUCAUGAGCGAGAGCCACAACAUUGAGAAGGUCAUUUACACGUUGCUGCUCGACCGCAAGAAGCGCUAUGCUGGCUUGAGCAGCGAGAGCAACAGCUACCCCGACGUGAACGACUGGAACUCUGUGCGCGGAGACAACCUCGACAUUCCCCGUCGACGGACGGAUUCCAUCAGCUCGGAUCAAUCCGACCGCGAAAUUUCCUUGUCUUCCCCCAACAGUCCUGUGCUGGGCAUGUUGCCACCAGCACCGGCUGCUGCCAUGGCGGCCCUCUCUCCAGCAGCAGCCGCGGCCGCGGCCACGGCAGCCGCAGCCGCCGCAGCAGCAGCAGCAGCAUCGGCAUCGGCAUCGGCAUCGGCAGCGUCGGCAGCAGCAAACCACACCCAUGCACCCAUGCAGCCUCCUUCGGGACCAGCACCAAGUGCUCCCAUUCGCAUUGCGGUCCCGGUUCCUCCAGUUCGUGGCGAAAUCACUUACAUUGGUCCCGGUCCACAGCUAUCGUCCUCGGCGCCCACACCGGCUCCCGCCAUUCACAGCGCGCCAAAUUCCAACAGCGGUGUCGUGGUUCCUCGUCCAGUCAACCGUCCGCCAGGCACUGCCCACACCGGCGCCACCAUCCACCCACCCACCUCGCCGCGAGCCUACUCGACUCAAGGACCUCAACGGGACUCGAGCGGAAGCAGCACUCCACCAAAUCCGUCCAACGAGGGCGCUCCUCAGUUGACGCGCGUCGCCUCGGAAGGCAAAAUUCACGUGCUCAAGCCAGAAAAAGGACCCAUCAUCGUCCCAUCCGAGGAGUUCCCGCAACGCAACCGCAAGAUGGAACGCUCAAAGUCGGACAAUGGACGUCACCGCUUGCGAACCGACUUGCGCGGCGACGAUCUCGAUGCUGGCUCGUCCUCAUCGCCCUCGUUCGACAGCGACUCGUCGGGCUCUGGCCGAGUACUCAAGAGGUUUUCAGGCUUGGGCGGCUCGUUCAAGAACAAACUGGGCACGUCCAUCUUCACGCGACGUCGCAACAUGUCCAUUGAGCGCGAGUCCUCCCCGCCAUCGCCAUCCAUUUCAUCCUCGCCCAAGCGAUCGUGGUUUGGUGGAUUCUUCAGCCCGCUGGAGAAGGACGAUCAGCAUCUCAUCCUCUCACAAUCAUCCAUGGAUGUCGUCAAGACUGAAACAGAAAAGUGCAUGCAGGCAUGCGACAUCAAAUGUUCCAGCUUUGACGAUAAGGAGCUGCUGUUCAAGUGCAAGUUUGAAGGUCAGCGUUUCCAGAAGACUCUGAAAUUCUCAAUCAAGCUGGGCGACCACGGCGACAACAAGUCUGUGACUUUUACGUUGACGAAUGGCGGCGUUGCCCAGUUCAAGGCAUUGUUUGAGCGCUUCGAGGCAGAGUUCCAUCCCGCCUCUUAAAAUGCUCCUGAUUCUCCAUUUGUUUUUUUUUUUGUUUGUUGGUUGUUUUGGUUUUGUGUUUUUCCUUUUGAUUUUGUCCUUUCCCAGUUUCUGUCUCAGUUUUGUUUUCCCUUCCCCCCUUUCACCUGCCCCCGUUCUUUGUUGAAUGGGUUGGUUUUUCGAAUCCGGUUGCUAGGUUGUUCUCGUCCUGGUUGAUGAGACUCGUUUUCACAAUUUUUUUUUUCCUUUGCUUCUUGCAACAACAACAUUAAAACCGUUUUGUUCAUGGAUUGACAAUUCA